Molecule: messenger RNA, 1407 nt
Organism: Aspergillus nidulans FGSC A4
Lineage: Eukaryota; Fungi; Ascomycota; Eurotiomycetes; Eurotiales; Aspergillaceae
Product: small subunit rRNA maturation protein TSR4
Exons: 2
Coding region: 118-1407 (429 amino acids)
Cellular component (GO): cytoplasm; cytosol
Source: RefSeq, a predicted model, not a curated record
GAUCAGUACUAUCUAUAUUUGCAGCUCUGAAAGGCCAAUUAGGAUCAGUUUGAACUGAAACCGACUCCCGGAUUAUUGGUGUUUUGUCCGUGUUCAUUUUAUUUCGCAAUCACCGCAAUGGAUCCGUACGACAGCGACUCUUCCGGCUUUGAGGAUGAGGGGGACUACACUGAGACUGGAGUCGUGCUGGGAUACGCCUCGGAGGAGAUGAUUGAGGACACUGUUACCCAUAUCGGUGGUUGGCCAACAUGGCUGGACGAAUCUACCCCGCCUUCCGGCGAAUUCGCCAAAUGCAAAGUGUGCAACAAUACAAUGCUCCUCCUCCUCGAGCUAGACGGCGAGCUGUAUGAGCACUUCCCCGACGCUGACAGACGCUUGUACAUCUUCUCCUGUCCCCGCAAAGCAUGCAACCGAAAAGCAGGCAGCAUCCGAGCCCUGCGCGCGACAAGACUACACAAGAGCCACCAGGCGCCGCAAAAGAUUGAGAAGCAGGAACCGGAGAAGAAGGUGGUCGAACAGUCCCAGGCACCCAAGCCGGAUCUUGGUGCAAGCCUGUUUGGUAGCUCAACUCUCACCAAGAGCGUCUCUGCGAACGCAAACCCUUUCUCGUCAAAGCCGGCUUCAGGUUCUACACAAUCAAGCAAUCCGUUCGCUGCCCCUGUUGCUAGCCAUUCACCUGCUCCUCUCGCGUCAGCCACAGAAUUCAAAUCAACCCCCAACACCCUCUCCGAAUCAUUUGCAGACAAAGUCCGCGUCUCCUCGCCGCCUCCGUCCACUCAAGCCGCCGAGCCAGCUGGCCCACCAACUCCCUGGCCGGCACGCUCUGAGUUCCCAGAGCCUUACACAAACUUCUACAUCGAUGCAGAAGGCGAAACUCUCUCGCGCCCGCCGACCCCCAAAAUCCCUGACAACGUCACAAUUGAUACGAGCGAAGACGCCGAGGGGGGUAGCGGCGGCGCAGAUGCAAAAGACGCGUUCGAGUCGGAUCUCGACAAGGCCUUCCUCAAGUUCUCUACCCGCCUCGGUCAUAAUCCAGAGCAAGUUCUGCGUUAUGAAUUCCGCGGUACCCCUUUGCUAUACUCGCAUACCGAUGCCGUGGGAAAGUUGUUGCAUGACUCUACCCCUUCUGCUGCCAAAGUCAGUACGAAGUCGAGCGGUGCGAGUCGUAUGCCACGGUGUCAGUAUUGCAGCAGUGAAAGAGUGUUCGAACUGCAGCUUGUCCCGCAUGCGAUUAGUGUUCUUGAGGAGGGGAGGGAGGGGGUUGGACUUGGGAAGGAUGAUGGCGGAAUGGAGUGGGGGACUAUCAUUCUGGGUGUUUGUAAUAGGAAUUGUGGGCCGGAGGAAAUUGGAGCGGUUGGGUACAGGGAGGAAUGGGCUGGCGUGCAGUGGGAAGAGGCUGCUAAAUAG